GGAUGCUAGGGAACUUUUACUUAAGCGUUCGCAAUCCCCGACUCUUGUCUUGAUAAUCUUCUCUUCUCUUCUCUUGACAUCAAACCUCACCACCAACCUUAACAGAACAUUUUAUCAAACCAAAUUCAACGAAGGAAAAAUCCAGUCCUAAAACAUACGCUUCUUAAUCGUGAGAAAAAGACUGAAGAUCGAUAUGAGCCUGUCAGAACCAAAGGUUUGCAAGAUGUUGAGGCCUACAAGGCUUUCACAGAUCGUCGAUAUGCUAAGUAUAGGAGCACAGGAGGAACUGCACGCAGGGAUCAAUUUGAACGCAGCAGAAAACAUCGUUCUGCGCCCAAACCCCCUGUUCCUCUAUUUGGACAAUCUCGCUCUCUUGAGCAAAAGACAAAUAAGGAAACUUUCGCUUACAGAUUAUCGAUGGAUUCGCCAGCCGGAGCGCGAAUCUCACAGGAGACAUUCACCACAGGCAGUAUGUACUCCCUAUUUCCGUCAACAUGUACCGAUACCGAGCUAGUGGCUCCUCCUCCCUCUUUCAAUCAGCCAGAAUUAUCCCACUUUAAUCCUAGAGAGAAUACCUGGGGAAAAGCGGAGAGCGACUUAUUGAUUUCGCAAAUCGGUUCGUGGGGUACCAAUGGAGAGCCCUGGAAACUCUUAGACGAGGAACAACAUAACUCAGUUCACGGCGCUAAUAGAAGGGAAGAUUAUGAGCAAUGGCAGAGAAAUAGAGCCGGGCACGAGAAAUGUAAGAUGGGGCUAUUCUUCAAGGGAAUGGGAAGAGACUAGAAAUGGAGAAUAAUUGAAAGCUUUUUACUUAGGAGAAAGCAUGUGAAAUGAACGAGCUGGGGAUGUGGCA
Messenger RNA from Botrytis cinerea B05.10, 853 nucleotides. RefSeq lists its product as hypothetical. The coding region runs from base 418 to 783 and encodes 121 amino acids. The record is from RefSeq and is a predicted model, not a curated record. The transcript has a single exon. NCBI's taxonomy places the organism in Eukaryota, Fungi, Ascomycota, Leotiomycetes, Helotiales, Sclerotiniaceae.